CAAGAUCAUGAUCUCUUAAGUACUGAGACCUUGACCCCAUCUUUAGGGGUUUUCUACUCAGGCGUGUCUGUUUGAAAGUGCAUAUCGACGGCUGAUUGAAGUCGGAUAGUUGGUUGUCUUCUGCUGUGCCGUCUUGAGAUCGGCAAAUCAUGGCGUCCAAAUCCUCCCGAUACGACCCUCGCUACGACGACACGUACAUAUCCAAAGAAGCGUACCCGGAUCCUCGUGCACCACCAGCCAGUGAUGCCUAUGAAUAUAUUGGUCCUGAUGCUUUCCCCGAACCACCUACGCAUACGUUCGAUCCAGAUACCGUGCCCCCACCUAGACGGGGCAGUCCAUCGCGGCGUCACAAAUCCAACAGGUCCGCGACGCAACCACCAAAGACAAGCAGACGCUCUCCUCCAGCAUCGAGGCGCGCGGUGUCACCAGCUCCACGAUCGUCUAGACUCGACGGGUCACCACCUCCACCACGGCAUUCAAGGCGCACCCGAUCACCACCCCGCGGACGGCCCGCGCGUGCCGCUACCGCCCCGGUGCAAACCACCAAAACGUCUAGACGCAGCAAGUUCGUCGACAAGCCUGCGGUUCAGAACCUGAAUAAGUAUGGACGGAAAGGGUUGCACACACUCGGCGACGUGGUGGAGGCGUAUGCCGCUGCUCAGGCGGGGGCGGAUGUCAGGGGCCGAUCCGUGGAUCGUGAUUAUCCUGCCGGCGGGUUUUACUCAAAGCCACGCGGCAGUUCGCACAACUACUUCCUCGAUAAUGACAUGCGACCCCAUCGCCGCUCUCACCAUCUGUCGCCGAGUCCAUCCCCAUCACCCGUACGCCGGGGAACCGCCCGACACAGUAAGAGAAGGCGGCCUUCGUUGAAUGGUAGACAGAAAUCUUAUAGCGUGUCGCCAGGGCGAUACAGUCGGGAUUCGAGCUACGACCGUGGUCGUGGUCAAUCUCACAGACAUAGCCGGCGACGAUCCCCGUCGAGCAGUCUAACCCCCUCGCCACGGCCACGUGGACGACGUCCCCGAUCGCAGCCUCAUGGCGAUUCAACCACAACAGGUCCCACGUCCCGGAGGCAUUCGAGCAUGAACGCCUACAGAUCGAACAUGAAGACGCCGCAUCCCGAAGGCGCUCAUCGGUGGCAACUGGCUGCCCGAGCAGCAUUGGAGGCUGGCGGCGUAACUGCAUUCCGGCUCCGCAAGGAACCGGGACCCUGGACGGGCGAAAAGGGGGCGAAGGUUGUUACGGCCGCUGUAGGGGCUGCAGCCAUUGAUGCAUUCAUCGACAAGGAUCCGCGACGUCGGGGUGGCGGCGGCAUGAAGGGCAUGGCGGAAAAUGCUAUCGGUGGGAUGCUGGCUAGCAAACUGAUGGGCUUCAAGUCGGCGACUACGCGGAAGGGGGACUCGCGGUACGUGUAAACUGCCUGGUAUUGCUGAGUGACGACCAUUUCGUAUGUUCGUUUGCAAGUCCAAUGCCGAGAAGGCGCUCGCCUGACACACGGCCCGUAUCGAUCUGAAAGUUCCGCUUUAUAUAUUUCACGCAUGGUAGGAGUCAGGGCCCGGGUGCGAUGUGACAUUCGGUCCACAGGACGGCAGAACCGGGGAUAUGAUGAACUGUUAUGUUAAAGGAAACCCAGAGCAACAGAAAAUGUAGAACCUGCAUGCGGGGAGUUUAGACAAAUUGAAUACUUGCUUGUCUCACCACG
This is a messenger RNA of Pseudomassariella vexata, 1702 nucleotides long. RefSeq lists its product as uncharacterized. The record is from RefSeq and is a predicted model, not a curated record. NCBI's taxonomy places the organism in Eukaryota, Fungi, Ascomycota, Sordariomycetes, Amphisphaeriales, Pseudomassariaceae. The coding region runs from base 150 to 1415 and encodes 421 amino acids. The transcript has a single exon.